CUUCGAAGGCUGAGCUGUGCUCAGUGUUUUCGUGGUGAUGCAAGUCGGCACUCUCCUCCAGCAGUUGGAUCCCUCCCAUCUCACAGCACCUCACAGGUCUCUUCCCCCGAGCAGUGCACUGCUGGAGCGAGGAGAAGCUCACGCACGAAUCAGCUGCAGGUCCCUGUUUUGAAAAGCAGAGAUACAGAGGCAGAGGAAAAGGGUGGACUCCUAUGUGACCUGUUCUUAGAGCAAGACAAUCACCAGCUGAAUUCCAGAAGCCCUGUUCAUGGUUGGGGAUAUUUUUUCGACUGCAUGGAAUCAGAAAGAAGCAAAAGGAUGGGAAAUGCCUGCAUUCCCCUGAAAAGAAUUGCUUAUUGCCUAUGUCUCUUAUCUGCGCUUUUGCUGACUGAGGGGAAGAAGCCAGCGAAGCCAAAAUGCCCUGCUGUGUGUACUUGUACCAAAGAUAAUGCUUUAUGUGAGAAUGCCAGAUCCAUUCCACGCACCGUUCCUCCUGAUGUUAUCUCAUUAUCCUUUGUGAGAUCUGGUUUUACUGAAAUCUCAGAGGGGAGUUUUUUAUUCACACCAUCGCUGCAGCUCUUGUUAUUCACAUCGAACUCCUUUGAUGUGAUCAGUGAUGAUGCUUUUAUUGGGCUUCCACAUCUAGAAUAUUUAUUCAUAGAAAACAACAAUAUCAAGUCCAUUUCAAGACACACUUUCCGGGGACUCAAGUCAUUAAUUCAUCUGAGCCUCGCAAACAACAAUCUCCAGACACUCCCAAAAGAUAUUUUCAAAGGCCUGGAUUCUUUAACAAAUGUGUAAGAGGACCUAAGAAAUCACUGAACAAUUCAUUGAUUUGCAGUAAUUAAUAAGGAAGCCUGGCAUUGAUGAUUAGAACUUUUAAUUGGCUUCUAAAUUAAAUUAGAACUUUAAAAUUUUAAUUUUACAUUGGCCUAUAAUUUAAAUUCACAGGGACUAACAUUUCAAUCUUUUUAUGGUAUUUGCCACUGGAAAUUCUGAAUGUAUAGUACCCAGGCAUUCCUUUGACAAAACGUAUGUCUGUGUGGCAAGGAGUGAUGAUCAGGAACUUUGAGGGGGUGGGAGGAAGAGACCCACAUAGAAAUUUCAAUAUCCUUUUUUUCUCAUAAGGUCCAGGAAAUGGGGCUACAAAGGAAUAACAUAAAGGAGUCUGGGAAACUGACAGAGAAGAGAUGAAAGUUUAUACCCUUGGGUUGGUCAGUCAACAGAGAAAUGGGGCAGGAAACGGGGGAAGAGGGAAAGUUUGCCUUCUCUCGCAUUAAACUGAACAACAGCUCUAGGCUUAAUCCCCAGGAAUUUGGCUUAAGCCCCAGGAAGGGAAUGAACUUAAUUACUUUUGACCCUUUUUCAAACAAAAGAGCUUUCAAACUUUGACUUUUAAGCCUCAGAGUGAAAGAUCUUUGUAAGGAAUUUGUAUAUUUUGCUGUAAGCAAAGCAAGUAAUAUAUGCCUAACUCUUUCAAAAUCAAUUUAGCUUCAUUAAAUGCCUUCCAGAGCAUUAGAAAGGUAUUUAAAUGUCAUAAGAUAGAAUAUAGGGACAAAGAAAGGGUACAUGGAAACAAAAGUUUUAUUAUUAUUGUUACUCAGGUACUUUGCUUAGGAUAUAUAUGCAAAACAAUUUUUCCCUAAUAACAAAAAGUCUGAGCCAGAUAAUUUUCCCCCUAAGCCCAGUAUUUAACUUCAAAUCAGUAAGCUAGCGAAAAACUUUCUUUGUUCCUGGCAGUAUUCCUCCAGCCCCUCCUCCAUGCCUAUUGCCCCAAUUCCUGAAUGAUCAUCUAUUUCCAAGAGAGUGCCCAAAUCAGGCCACUUUCAAUGCAGUCCUGGACAGGCCGCAGUUAUCUGCUCUGGUUUGCAGUAGCCCCCCAAAUUUGCUGCUCAUCAUUCUGGGUCAGAGCCUCUUGGGAGGUGAGCUCCGUUCUGGAAACGUCUGGGAAAUUAGAUGAUGCUCCAUGGCAUCUGGGGAUGUAGCUUACGGGAGGUACUUGUUCCUGUUCUUGUGUCAGUCUGUACGCUCCACCAGUAAACAAAACAAAACGAAAGUCAGAAAUUGGCUCAAUCUCUAGGGAAUCCCGUGAUGUGUUUGGCCUUUGGGGCCUACUCUGAUGUGCCCAAAUCAAGAAUUAUCUUCGAAAUACAAGGAUUCCUGCCAACUUGCCUUUUAGUGGAUUUCUUGGCUUUCUUGAAAGUAUCUCCUAAAAAACAUUUUUAAAUGUUUGGGUAUUUAAAAGUUAUUUAUGUGCUAUGCGAAGAGAAGGCAGCACCUAUCUUAGGAAUUCUGUGUGACCAGGAAAGGAGAUGGAAUUCCUGAACAGAAGCAAUGCAAAUAAACAGAGAACUUGGUGAGUUGGGGUCAUAUGUGGGCAUUUAAACUGUGUCUGCUGUAUAAUGUAUUACAAGCACGAGCCUUUGUAUGUCUGUGUUAACUCUGCUGUGUCAAGGUCAUUUUCAUUUAAAACCGAAUUUGUAGACCAUGGAAGAGGAUCAGGAUUACUUACGCUCUGAGGAAGAAGAAAAGCAAAUAGCUCACUCUGUUUAAUGAAAUAUCUUACUGUCAUCACUACCUUCUCUCCUUUAGCCCUGUGCUGUCCAUCACAGUAGCCACAAGACACUUGUGCUCACUGAGCACUUGAAAUGUGGUCCUAGUGCCACUGGGAAACGGAAUUUUAAAUUCUACUUAAUUUUUUAAAUUUAAAUUUAACUUCCAAAGCUAGUUCUCCAUUCAAUUAUUGGAAAACUUUUAAAUAUGUGCGGAACAACUUAAGUGCACAAAUCUUAUUUCUUUCAACUCUAAAUUUUACGAAAUCUAAAUUCAGAUCACGUAUUUCUGAUAAAAACUUAACAUCUGAAUUGAGAUAUAUUGUUAAGUAUAAACUACACACUGGACUUCAAAGACUUGGUGUAAAAAAAGAAUGUAAAACAUUUCAAUAACGCUUAUGUUUAUGACACAUCAAAAUGAUUUUUGUAUGUAUUGGAUUGAAUAAAAUACAUUGUUAAAAUUAAUUAGACCUGUUUCUUUUUACUUUUUAAAAAGUGGCUAUAGAAAAUUUUAAAUUAUAUAUGUGGCUCACGUACUAUUUCUAUUGACAGCACAGUUUUAGAAUAAGUCACCUUGGAAUCCAAGAGGGAGUAAGUUAUGAGGCUCCAUUGCCUGGGGUGGCCUUCAAGGGUGCACUAUAGUAACUCUCUGACCCCAAACUGAAUGGUCAGUCAGGUUCAAAGCAGAUUAUGGGAUACAAUGUAAAGCCAGGUAAGGUCAUUUUGCUCAUGUUAAUUGCAGAUAUAGAAGUCAACACCUGUUUAAGUUGGGUCCUCGUACAGCAAAAGCAGCUGAAAUUUGUCUUCCAGGGAUCUGAGGGGGAAUUCCUUUAAUUGCGACUGUAAACUCAAAUGGCUGGUAGAAUGGCUUAGUCACACCAAUGCAACUGUUGAAGACAUCUACUGCGAAGGCCCUCCAGAAUACAAGAAGCGCAAAAUCAAUAGUCUCUCUUCCAAGGACUUUGACUGUAUCAUUACAGAAUUUGCAAAGUCUCAAGACCUGCCUUAUCAAUCUCUGUCCAUAGACACUUUUUCUUAUCUGAACGAUGAGUAUGUAGUCAUCGCCCAGCCUUUUACUGGAAAAUGCAUUUUCCUUGAAUGGGACCACGUAGAAAAGACUUUCCGGAAUUAUGACAACAUCACAGGCACAUCCACUGUAGUGUGCAAGCCUAUAGUCAUUGACACUCAGCUCUAUGUUAUUGUGGCCCAGCUGUUUGGUGGCUCUCACAUCUAUAAGCGGGACAGUUUUGCAAAUAAAUUCAUAAAAAUCCAGGAUAUUGAAAUUCUCAAAAUUCGAAAACCCAAUGACAUCGAAACAUUCAAGAUUGAAAACAACUGGUAUUUUGUCGUUGCUGACAGUUCGAAAGCCGGGUUUACUACCAUUUACAAAUGGAACGGAAAUGGAUUCUAUUCCCAUCAAUCCUUACAUGCGUGGUACAGGGACACCGAUGUGGAAUAUCUCGAAAUCGUCAGAACGCCGCAGACACUCAGAACGCCUCAUUUAAUCCUGUCCAGUAGUUCCCAGCGUCCUGUAAUUUAUCAGUGGAACAAAGCAACACAGUUAUUCACUAACCAAACUGACAUUCCUAACAUGGAGGAUGUGUAUGCCGUAAAGCACUUCUCAGUGAAAGGCGAUGUGUACAUUUGCUUGACAAGGUUCAUUGGUGAUUCCAAAGUCAUGAAAUGGGGAGGCGCCUCAUUCCAGGAUGUUCAGAGGAUGCCAUCGCGAGGAUCUAUGGUAUUCCAGCCUCUUCAGAUAAAUAGUUACCAAUAUGCAAUUCUUGGGAGCGAUUACUCCUUUACUCAAGUAUAUAACUGGGAUGCAGAAAAAGCCAAAUUUGUGAAAUUUCAGGAAUUAAACGUUCAGGCACCACGAUCCUUCACACAUGUGUCCAUUAAUAAGCGUAAUUUUCUUUUUGCUUCCAGUUUUAAGGGAAAUACGCAGAUUUACAAACACGUCAUAGUUGACCUAAGCGCAUGAGACACCAAAUUCUGUGGCUGCCAUCAGAAACUUUCUACAGUACAUGACCCAGAUGAACUCAAUGCAUGAUGACUCUUCUUAUCACACUUGCAAAUGAAUGCCUUUCAAACAUUGAGACUGCUAGAACUAAGCACUACCAGUAUCUCCAUCCUUAACCGUCCAGUCCAGUGGUGUGGGAAGUUACCUUUUAUAAGACGAAAUUCAGUUGUGUAACUGUUCUUUGCAGUGAAGAUGUGUAAAUAAGCGUUUAAUGGUAUCUGUUACUCCAAAAAGAAAUAUUAAUAUGUACUUUUCCAUUUAUUUAUUCAUGUGUUCAGAAACAACUGCCAAAUAAAAUGUUUACAUUUUCUUUCAUA
This is a messenger RNA of Otolemur garnettii (small-eared galago), 4889 nucleotides long. RefSeq names its product leucine-rich glioma-inactivated protein 1. Gene Ontology annotation, molecular function: protein binding. The record is from RefSeq and is a predicted model, not a curated record. The coding region runs from base 295 to 801 and encodes 168 amino acids. Lineage: Eukaryota; Metazoa; Chordata; Mammalia; Primates; Galagidae. The transcript has 7 exons.